CAAGCCCCAGUAGAGCAAGCCUUCCCCCUGCUGGAGGAGUCGCGUGACGCCUGCAGAUUAUCUAAGAGCUCGCGCACAGGGACAUAUACAGUCCGCCAUGAGUGCUGCUAUGAAUUUUAAAAAAUGCGGCUCUGUGCUGAUUACUGGAGCCAGCCGGGGCCUCGGGCUGCAGUUAGUGGACAGUCUGGCAAGUGGACAGUUUUCACCUGGAAAGAUAAUAGCCACGUGCAGAAACCCUGGUAACGCACAGGAACUUCAAGAACUGGCGGAGAAGCAUCCCAACAUCCACAUAAUCACUUUGGACGUAGUGAACCAGGAGAGCAUAGAGAAGUCUGUAGAAGAGGUGAGCAAGCUGGUGCAAGAAGAAGGUCUGAACUGCCUGAUCAACAAUGCGGGCAUCAAAGUGGUGGCCGACUUUCAUUCUGUUACCACCGAGAUGAUGAUAGAAAACUUCCACACCAACACUGUGGCUCCUCUAAUGAUCACUAAGGCUCCACUGAGUCCCGAGGAUAGUAUUUCUUUCAUGUUGUCUGUGAUUGGAGGGCUAACUGAAAAGGACCAUGGCUCAUUUCUGAACUUUACAGGAGAGCAGAUACCUUGGUGA
Molecule: messenger RNA, 604 nt
Organism: Pundamilia nyererei
Lineage: Eukaryota; Metazoa; Chordata; Actinopteri; Cichliformes; Cichlidae
Exons: 4
Coding region: 98-604 (168 amino acids)
Cellular component (GO): cytoplasm
Molecular function (GO): oxidoreductase activity
Source: RefSeq, a predicted model, not a curated record